AUGUCAACGACGCAGCGAAUCUGCAUUUUUAUCUCCCUUUUUCUCACUAUCGAACCAUUGCUAAUUGCAACUACAGACGAUGGCGGAACCCCUCCUUUGACGGCCUACAAUGUUCUUCAGGCUUAUGACUUCCCGGUGGGCAUCCUUCCCAUGGGCGUGACCCACUAUGAAAUAAAUAAAGCCAACGCGAAAUUCAAUCCAUAUUUCAAUAGUUCGUGCAGUUUCUCAAUUGAAGGUUCGUAUCAAUUGAGGUACAAGUUGAAAAUCAAUGGGUACAUCUCUAAAGACAAGCUUACCAGCCUUUCUGGGCUCAACAUCGGUGAGGUUAAAAGGAAUGGGGAUAAACGUGAGUUCUUCGUGGGAAUUUUAUCUACUAAAUUUGGGAUCAACAAUUUCUAUGAAAGCCCACGAUGCGGGUGUGGAUUUAAUUGGAAAAGUAUUGAAAAGAAUCGGCAGAAAAGGGGGCCGCCCGCACUCGAUUCCUCCCCUCAGACGACGCUGUUUCAACCCUCGCCUGCAUCGACCUCGUCAUCAUCACCAACUGAUUUACCUCAAACGACAUCGAAUUUGGAAAACGAGAAUUUCAAUAGCUUUAAUUUCUUUGAGGAGGAGUUCCAGGUGGAGUUGGCCUUGGCAAUCAACGUUUCAGAUCAGGGUCGAAAGGAAGGUGACCCGGAAACCGCUCAAAUAAACGCUGCCAAGCAGAUUAGCCUUGGGGGCUCACCCUCGCAAAGCCUCUCUGAAUUUUUGUCUCUACGAUAUUGGGCAAUCACGUCAAAGGGUGGUUAUUACCUUGAAGCUCCAGUGUCGGGUAGCAGAAAGCCUGCUGAAGAUGGUCCAAUUGGUGAUUCUUGCUGCUAG
Fraxinus pennsylvanica is the source of this 861-nucleotide messenger RNA. The record is from the annotation of a GenBank genome assembly. NCBI's taxonomy places the organism in Eukaryota, Viridiplantae, Streptophyta, Magnoliopsida, Lamiales, Oleaceae.